CUCAUUCCUGCUCUGAGCAGAAGGCAACAAGCCCAGCCCGGCACCUGGACUUAAACACAGCACAUAUAUAUAUAUUUAUAUAUCAACAGGACGACAUGAAGUGCUGCCUUUUGGUCACCGCUCUGUUAAUAAAUGCGCACCUUGGCGCAGCUCGCAAAGCGCAGUACGCAGUGGAUUGCCCCGACCGCUGCGACAGCAACGACUGCAAGAGCACCACCCGUUGCAAGCGGACUGUCCUGGACGACUGUGGCUGCUGCAGAGUGUGCGCGGCUGCGGCCGGAGAGACUUGUUAUCGCACCGUGUCUGGCAUGGAUGGGGUUAAAUGCGGACCCGGCCUCAGGUGCCAGUUCUUCACCGAAGAGGAUGACUUUGGGGAUGAGUUUGGCAUCUGCAGAGAUUGUCCCUAUGGAACUUAUGGGAUGGAGUGCAGGAGGACCUGUAACUGCCAGUCUGGAAUAUGUGAUCGGGUGACUGGAAAAUGCCUGAAAUUCCCAUUUUUCCAGUUAACUGGAGGCAAAACAGCAAACAAACAGAAAGUUUUGCCCAGUUCUGAUCAGGACAUGGCAUCAGGAGAUGGGCACAAUGAUCGAGAGGAGACCCUGAAAGAAAAAAACAGUCACUCAUCUGGAAUAAAAUGGUUAAACCCCCGCUGACACUAACAUUUUUUAAAAAACAGGACUUUAAAGAGAAAUCUGAUGUGAUUCAUUGCUAAGCCGCGCAGCAGAGAGAUACAGUAACGGAACGGCUGAGUUUUCUAUGAGAAUCCCAACUCCAUGCAUCACUUUAUACAUUUAUCAGCAAAAUGUUCACGUUGCACAUUCUUUUUUUUCCUGCAAAGCAAAUUCUAUUUGGUUGAAACUUUUUUUUAUAAUGUAUAAUAAUAUAAAAAUUUAUUUUGAACAAGUUUAAACUGAAUGGCAAUAAUUUGUAUUUAAAAAUGACCUUAUAAAGGUUUAAUGUGUUUUUUUUCA
Molecule: messenger RNA, 971 nt
Organism: Xenopus tropicalis (tropical clawed frog)
Lineage: Eukaryota; Metazoa; Chordata; Amphibia; Anura; Pipidae
Gene: esm1
Product: endothelial cell-specific molecule 1
Exons: 3
Coding region: 96-653 (185 amino acids)
Cellular component (GO): extracellular region
Source: RefSeq, marked provisional